This is a messenger RNA of Archocentrus centrarchus (flier cichlid), 1280 nucleotides long. Its product is annotated as E3 ubiquitin ligase BIG BROTHER-related-like. Gene Ontology annotation, biological process: protein ubiquitination. Bases 57 to 1184 code for a protein of 375 amino acids. Lineage: Eukaryota; Metazoa; Chordata; Actinopteri; Cichliformes; Cichlidae. Gene Ontology annotation, molecular function: ubiquitin protein ligase activity. The transcript has 12 exons. The record is from RefSeq and is a predicted model, not a curated record.
ACUCCUGCACUGACUGCCACUCUCAGCCUCCUUCUGAGCCUGACUCUGCAGCCGCAAUGCAGACCUCCAGACAAGCUGUGGUGGAGCAGAUCACCAGUGACGAUGAGGAGGAGGAGACACUUCGUUCACUACAGCUGGAGGAAGAUGCGGCGCUGGCCCGAUGUCUGCAGGUGGAGGCUGACUCGCACUUUGCUGUGGUGGAGCAGAUCGCUAUCACUGAGGAAGAGGAGGCUGCGGUUUGUUCACGACAGGUGGAGGAAGAUAAGGUGCUGGCCCAACGGCUGCAGGUGGAGGCCGACUCAGACAUCGCUGUGGUGGAGCAGAUCGCUAUCACUGAGGAAGAGGAGGCUGCGGUUCGUUCACGACAGGUGGAGGAAGAUAAGGUGCUGGCCCAACGGCUGCAGGUGGAGGCCGACUCAGACAUCGGUAUGUCUGUGGUAGAGCAGAUUGCCAUCAGCGAGGAAGAGGAGGCUGCGGUUCGUUCAAAGCAGAUGGAGGAAGACGAGGCGCUGGCCCGACGCCUGCAGGUGGAAGCCGACUCACACAUUGCUGCAGCAGUGGAGCAACUCGCCAUCAGUGAUGAUGAGGAGGAGGGCGCUGUUCGUUCACUGCCGACUUUUUUCCCAUCUUUGCUGGCCCGACGCCUGCAGGCUCAGUUUGACCAAGAAGAGUCCGAGUUGCACAGCAGACACCAGCAUCAUCAUCGCCAUCAUCAUCAGGAGAGUCACCACAGGGUUCAUCCCUACACUGAGUCACGCUGGAUGUCUCGGGUGCUCGCUGCCACCACUCCUCAAGUGGACUCUGAAGAAGAGCAGCUCGGUCAGCGUGGGUGGAGCAGGGACACCUCACCUGAAGCUUCAGAUGAUGUUGAGGGAAACGAGUAUGAGGCUCUCCUGGAGUUUGAGGAGCGUCAGGGCGCCGUGGUGUCCAAGAAGCUGAGUCGGGGGGAGAUCCAGAGGUUUCCCACCAAAGUGUUCCAGGGAUCCACUGGCAGCAGUGGGGGGAACACGCAGUGUCAGAUCUGUUGUUGUGACUACGCUGAAGGCGAGAAGCUGAGGAUGCUGCCCUGUUUCCAUGACUACCACGUCCAGUGUAUCGAUCGAUGGCUGAAGGAUAACGCCACCUGUCCCAUCUGCAGAGUUAACCUGGCCAAAGGAGAUGCCGUGGCCCCCCCCGACCUCUGACCUUGUUUCUACUGUUUUCUGUCGGAGCAGACGGGUUUAUGUCUCCCUGAAGGACGACUCAGACUUUUUUAUUUAAAGGUUUGGGUGCUCAUGUGA